AUCAUGCAGCGGGUGCUGUUGUGACCCAAAAUGGCGACGUGAGGGAGUAAAAGACGGGAAUUUCGGCGGCUUUUUAUCACCAAACGCCGCCUUUCUUCUCUCCGUUAACCAAGAAAGGAAAUCAGCUGGACAACGUAGAGACCUUUGCAAAUGUCGGUCAGAUGUCUAGGACAUUGAUGCAUCGGCUUAUGUUGUCAUGGAAACAAUGCCUGUAACCAUGGAGAUGCUGACGGAGCACCCGCCCAUUGCGACUCCCGCAGAGUUGGCAGUGCCGUACUUUCGACUGCAUGGCGUCUUCCAAGAUGAGCAAAUGGAAGAGUACACUGAAACUUUCCUCCUACGCCUCUAUAGAUGUAAAGCAUGUCAGUUCAACAGCUUCCUAGUGGACAACUUUGUUUCGCAUCUAAACAGCACGCACUUUGACACUGGUGAGAAGUCAAAUGGCAUACAGGAAAAUGACAUUGGCAAGAGCGCUGUAGAGGAUAUGCCUGGUGACAUGCUAUUCAAGGAUUCAGCCUCAGAGAAUGGUGACUCUAGAAGAGGGUUUGAAAAAUCGGCACCUGCAUUAAAGAGAAGCCUGUCUGAUAGCGCCCUGAAUAUUCCGCCACGAAAGAGAGAAGCCCCGGAGAGUUCUUUGCCUCACAGCAGCAAGAGACUUCAGACCCGGAGCAAAGAGCCGAAAGCAAAGGUGCCCAAACCUAGCAAAGCAACCUCGCGGGUGAAGAAAACUCGCAAGGCCAAGCAGAAAAGGCAGGUGCAGGAGAGUUGGCAGAAGGACAUCGGAAGGAUACUGGUGGUACAAAAUACCGGUGAAGGGGAUUCUCACGAUGACUCAGACGACGAUUACGUGGGCUUCGACGAAGAGCCGAGCGAGAGACGUCAGCGUAAGCCGAGAAAGCCCCAGAAGAGGCCCAACUACAUGAGAAAGAGGAACCCACAGCGAGGGCUGAGGCACUCCUGUAACAUCUGUGGUCUGAAGUUCUGCAGGGAGGAAGAGCAGAAGCUCCACAUGCAGUGCCACUGUGAGGGUGAGGAAGGGUUCAAGUGUAUCCACUGUGAGGAGCGGAGUAAGGACUGGAGGAGGGUCUACAGACACAUGUUCAGGGCUCAUGAUGUCCCAGCUCCGUAUGUCUGCAAGGAUUGUGGCUUCAAGUGCAUGAAGGCUUGUGAGCAUGAGCGACACCUCCUCAUGCACUCUGACGCCCGACCGUUUAAGUGCGACGAGUGCACCAGCGCCUUCCGCUACCGCCGGAACCUCCUCCAGCACAAGAAGCGCUCCUGCAAGAGCUCCCCCAAGGAGUACAUCUCCCAGAAGCACUUCCAGUGCCCCACCUGCCUCACCUGGUUCUCUGUGGAGGAGGAGCAGCAGCUCCACACCAAGUGUCACCGGAAGGAGGGGAAAGACUUCAAGUGUCUUCACUGCGAUCACAUCGAGACCGAGUGGAACAAGGUGUUCCGCCACAUGUACCGGGAACACAACAUCCAGGGUCCGCACGUGUGCGUCAUCUGUGGGUUCAACUCUCUGAAGAGGGGAGACCUGAACAGGCACAUGUCUGUCCACACUGCCGACAAGCCGUUUGUCUGCGAGAUCUGUGGGAAAGGAUUCAAGCACAAAAGGAACAAGGAGGCCCAUAAGAGAGACAUGCACAGUGAUCACCCCCAGGUCAGGAAGCGCACCCCGCCUGAUGGCCCCAGGCUCAAGUGUGACCAUUGCACCAAGACGUUCAAGGACGAAAAGAUCCUACAGAAGCACCAGAUUGUCCACACUGAUGAGAAGCGGUUCAUGUGUGACGUGUGCGGGUUCGCCACGCGCAGGAAGGCAGGGCUGGAACUGCACAUGAGGACUCACAAAGGAGACAAGAGGUUCAAGUGUGAGUUCUGUGACUACGCGACCGUGGACCGCAGCUGUCUCAGGCGACAUCGUUGGAGACAUAAGGAUGAGAACCCUUACAAGUGUAACUGGUGUGACUACAGUUGUAUACAGAAACAAUGCAUGGACAUCCAUGUAAGGAAAAAACAUACUGGUGAAAUGUAUCGUUGUGACAUGUGCGACUUCAAGACUCCGGUCCGCCAGGCGUUCAACAAGCACAAGCGCGCCCACGCGGAGUCUGCCGCUAACAUGGAGGGCCACCAGUACCCGGGCGCGCCCGUCCCCAGCACCACCAACCCCCAGGAGAUGGUGAGUGCAGUCAACAGUGUGGAGACAGUGGAGGGGAUCUAUAACCUGCUGUAUGGGCAGCAGUAUGGGCAGGCACAAGCACUGCAGCUGACAACCACACCACGCCAACACCCGGGGCACCAUGAACACAAGAGGGAGGAGGAGCGCUAUGUUAGUUGUGACUAGAGUUACAACUAGGGGUGGGUGUACCGGUACAAAACUUGUAGGAUUUUAACACGCCAGUCGAAUGUAGUCCUCCAUAAAACAGAUUUCUUUAUAGCUUAAUGCACCAUUGUUUUGAGUAUCAUCCAUUCACAAGUUUUCACGUACUGUAUCAGGUUCAGGUCUGGUCCUGGACCUGAACCGGACCUGGAUUUUUGUGUACCAGUACCCACCCCUAGUUAGAACCGUACAAAAACAUACUGUAAGUAUUGUGAUAUACAGGUACCGUAUCAUGUGGCCAGUAAGCAAUGUUUCCCUAUUAUAAUAUGCAUAUUAAUGUUAUUAUCUCUUUUAUGUUUCUAAUGAUAAAAAUUAUCAUGUUAGAUUUAUUAUCACAGUAACAAAGAGAGAAUCAUUGUAAUAACUUAAUUCCUGUUUAGGCUUAGCUGUGAAAAGCAGAGUGUAAGAAUGAUUUGUCUAGUAAGUAUUAUUGGACUCAAGAAUGUCUUUAGUAUAUCGCAUAUAAAUGUGUGGCACUGAUAGCCACACUGCAGAUACAUGUAUGUGUCAGGUAUAGGGAAAUCAGUUGUACAGACGUUAGUGUGAACAUAUAUAUUAAUAUUUUACACUAUUAUGUAGGGCUAAUGCUUGAGCAUGACUUAAUAUUCUUCCUGCUAUCUAACACUGCAACCAAUCGAGAAUUGGUACUGCAUGUAGUUUGUGUAGUAUCCAAACAGCUACAUGUACUUUAGUGUGCUAAAGGUAAAGUCAGUUUGCUACCUUUUUAAAACUGCCAUAUGGCAACGAACUGAAUGAAGUGUUUCUGGAUAUUUACUAGUUCUCUAUAAAGGCUUAGCAACACUUCUGUUUAAAAAAAAGAAAGAAAAAAAGAACUCAUGCCAUUUUUGUGAAAGCACUGAAACAUCCUCCCAAAAUAAUGUACUGUUGCUGAAUAAGUGUCACUAGUACAAUAAAGCAUUGUAUAUGCUCCAGUGUAAAAGAGGCAGUGAAAUUACCAAAGAUCAGGAGUGAGCUGCCUGGGAACAUGUCUGUGGCUUUUUGACUAUGAUAUUAUAAUCAUGCACAUGUAUAUAUGCAGUAGAAUAAAACCAAAUAGUAUAUCGGUCACUGAAAUUUAAUUUAAUUUCGUUUUUGAUAGUGGAAUAUGUUGACAUAUACAUGCUAUAUGCACCCUGUAACUUUUGCUGUGUAUGAUAUGAAUAGUUUGUGACAUUAAUGUAGUUACUAGUAUAGUCAACAGAUCAGGAAAAUGUUGAACUACAUAUGUAUAACUUAUUAAACAUAAU
Molecule: messenger RNA, 3627 nt
Organism: Branchiostoma floridae (Florida lancelet)
Lineage: Eukaryota; Metazoa; Chordata; Leptocardii; Amphioxiformes; Branchiostomatidae
Product: zinc finger protein 431-like
Exons: 9
Coding region: 197-2344 (715 amino acids)
Biological process (GO): regulation of transcription by RNA polymerase II
Cellular component (GO): nucleus
Molecular function (GO): DNA-binding transcription factor activity, RNA polymerase II-specific; RNA polymerase II transcription regulatory region sequence-specific DNA binding
Source: RefSeq, a predicted model, not a curated record